GGAGCGGGCAGGCGGAGCGCACUGGUAUCUCUGCUGAGUCAGGUGCAGGUGCAGGUGCAGGUUGCCGGGAGCCGGGGACUGGGGAGCACCGGCCUUCCCCCCGCCCCUGCAGCGGCAGUAAAAGCGAGACAUGCAUAUGUUAGCAAAUGCAAACUGGCGUUGACCUUUUAAGUGCUCGUUGCAGUGACAGGCUUGCCCUGGAGAUCUGUACUGUCCUUGAUCUGUGACCCUCAUGUGCAUUACCUGAUAAGUUACUAAUCAGUCACCACUUUCCUAAAAUAAACCUUCCCGUUUAAAAGUAAAAGUACAAGUGAGUUAUCUAAAGCUUGCACUUGCUGUGCACUGCUCUCGUAGUUUCCUGUUGUGUACCUGCUGCUGCUCUUUCGAUUCAGCGUCCGGAGAAGAAACUUACACAAUUUGGCUUGCUCUGCCUCACUUGGGUACAGUUCGGCACUUAAUUUCUUGGCUCACCUCAACUCCAGAACACUCCAGACGAGAUCUACUUCCUGCUUCAGGUGCAUUCAGAUUAAGGACUGACCGUGGGCCAUGAAACUGUCUUGUGUUCAUUUAAAUGAAUUUAACUGGAGGAAGAUUUUAAAGAGGAGCAGCAGAAUGUGCAGAUGCUACUAAUUGAGGGAGAACUUCAAGGUCUAUCUACGCUGAUGGCUGCCACAGAUGACGUGUUCAUUCCUCUGGAGUGUUUUCUUCCUACAGGAAAAUUGAAAUAUUGCCUGUUAAUUCUCAAUCAGCCGAUAGACAAUGAUCAGUUCCACUGCCUUUGGAGCAAAGCGGUUUUUCGAGCAUGUGCUGAUGGUGGAGCAAAUCAACUCUAUGAACACACAAAAGGAAUACAAGAAAGAUUUCUGCCUAACUUCAUCAGUGGGGAUUUUGAUUCGAUUAAACCAGAAGUAAAAGAGUUCUACAAAGCCAAGGAGUGUGAGAUCAUUGAUACAAUGGAUCAGGACCUCACCGACUUCACAAAAUGUUUACAGAUACUACUUCAGAAAAUAAAGGAACAAGGAUUGAAGGUUGAUGUUGUGGUCGUACUUGGUGGACUUGGCGGACGCUUUGACCAGAUUAUGGCCUGUGUGGAGACCCUCUUCCAUGCUGUGAAGAUGACUAAGUUACCAGUUGUGAUAAUUCAAGGGACUUCCCUGGCAUAUUUACUCCAGCCUGGUCACCAUAGAUUGUGUGUCAACACAGGUCUAGAAGGGAAAUGGUGUGGCCUUAUCCCUGUCGGAAAUCGGUGCAAUAAUGUAACAACAACUGGGCUCAAGUGGAAUCUGACCAAUCAAGUACUUCAGUUUGGGAAACUGGUCAGCACCUCUAACACUUACGACGGAAGUGGAACAGUCACAAUAGAAACUGAUGAACCUCUGCUGUGGACAAUGGGAAUAAAGAGACAACUUAAAUGAGCUGUGUGUGCCUUUAAAAUGAAGCAGAAUAGAACACAGAUAAUCAAAUGGAAAAAAAACUCAGCAUUUUACAAAUCAAAACAAUUUUAUUGAUUAAAGCACAAAAUAUA
Molecule: messenger RNA, 1525 nt
Organism: Pristis pectinata (smalltooth sawfish)
Lineage: Eukaryota; Metazoa; Chordata; Chondrichthyes; Rhinopristiformes; Pristidae
Gene: tpk1
Product: thiamin pyrophosphokinase 1
Exons: 11
Coding region: 621-1415 (264 amino acids)
Biological process (GO): thiamine diphosphate biosynthetic process; thiamine metabolic process
Molecular function (GO): ATP binding; thiamine binding; thiamine diphosphokinase activity
Source: RefSeq, a predicted model, not a curated record